AUUGCUGCAGAGGGCUGCUCUCCAUUUCUUCUUGAGGAUUGAGAAGCUGCUUCUCCUCCAGGAAAUUCGCUGGGGACAGGAGCCCCUGGCCAGCACCGAGGGCUGCACGGGGUGUUUGGUGAGGAGCCCUCAGCUCCAGUGCACAGGGGGGGCACUGGCCGUGGGGCCUCACGCCUGGGCUGCAAUAGGAUGGGACAGAAUGAGGUGGGGCUGGCAGUGUGAACAUUAACCAACCCACAGCCUCCCCCUGGAGCCCCAUCACAGGCCUCAGUGGCACAGAGGGCACCAUGGCCACGGCGAAUGACAGGGCUGUCCUGCAGACCAUCUUUAACCCCAGCACCCCUUUUGGGGACAUCCCAGGGUUGGAUGAGGAGGAGGAGGACAUCGAGUUGGAAGUGGAAGCUUUUCCAUUGGAGUUGCUGGAGCAGGUCCGGGACCUGGAGCUGCAGGGAGUUUCUGCGGCUGAGUCGGGAGAUGUGAGCACGGCCCUGAAGCGGUUCAGCGAGGCCAUUCGCCUGCUGCCUGAGCGCGCCUCGGGCUACAACAACCGGGCCCAGGCCCUGCGCCUGCGGGGGGACGUGGCAGGUGCCCUGCAGGACCUGGACACCGCCAUCCGCCUGAGCCGUGGGCGCGGCCGAGCCGCCUGCCAGAGCUUCGUGCAGCGUGGCCUCAUCCACCGGCUGCAGGCGCGGGACGAAGACGCUCGGCGGGAUUUCGAGUGCGCGGCGCGCCUGGGCAGCGCCUUUGCCCGGCGGCAGCUGGUGCUGCUGAACCCCUACUCGGCGCUCUGCAACCAGAUGCUCUGUGAGAUGCUGGGGCGGCUGCGCAACCCCAAUGGCACUGGGAGCGAGUGAGUGGGCGGGGUAGAGCCAUGCUCCGAGGUGGCCUAUAGGCAGGCACGUGUGUCAGAGAUCCUGUUCCUCCUCCUGCCUGGUAGCCGGGGACGGGAAGUACCGAAGUGCCUUGCUGUUUGUGUCCUGCUCUGCUCCACUCCCAAUAAACCUCCUCCUGUCCCUGGCA
This is a messenger RNA of Chiroxiphia lanceolata (lance-tailed manakin), 1020 nucleotides long. It is a transcript of the gene TTC36, whose product is annotated as tetratricopeptide repeat domain 36. Gene Ontology annotation, biological process: cilium assembly. The record is from RefSeq and is a predicted model, not a curated record. Lineage: Eukaryota; Metazoa; Chordata; Aves; Passeriformes; Pipridae. Gene Ontology annotation, molecular function: protein binding.